AUAGCAAAUGAAAAACAAGGAAAACAGGGGACUAAAACGAAACACACACCCUGCCGUUUUCGAAUGGCCACGGCCGUCCUCCGCCGCCCACUCCUCGCAGCGCCCCUUCCCGCCGCCGCCGGCGCUGCCGGACCCUCCCGGUUCCAUAUCCGGAGACGUCGGUCCCAGCAUCCUGUUCUCGCCGUGUCUUCCGACUCCUCCAAGCCCGUAGCCUCCACAUCGUCCUCUUCUGCCGGCGGCGACAACCCCGACGAGGAGCCGCCUGUCCGGCCGCUCCUCCAGGAACUCGCGGACUGCUUAGUUCUUCCGCCCAAGUUCCUCUCUCAGCUCCCCCGUGACCUUCGUCGCGACCUCAAUGAUGCCGCGUUUGAUCUCUCCAAUGGGCCAGUUCUUGAUGAGUGUGGCCAAGAAGUUGGUGAUCUGCUCCUGAACCUGGCAAAAGCAUGGGAGUUGGCUGAUACAUCAACAUCAAAUAACCUUGCCAAGCAGCUGCCAUCAAUGGAGCCCUACUUGACGCGCAGCGCUAAAUCAGCAUUUGGCAAGCGGCUGGUGUCAGCUGGAAGGAGAUUUCAGUCAAUGGGGCAGUAUGGCCAGGGAGGACUCAAGAAGAUUGCUGAAACAAUGAUCAAGAAUGGUAAGCUACUAUCAACACGCCCAGUAGUUCAAUCUGAUGUUCAGGCUAUGAAAGAAAAACGAAAGCUGAAGUUUGGAGAACUCGAGUUCGAACUGACAGCUGAGAAGGCCAAUAUUGGUGCUGCAGUAGGAGCGGUUUUCGGAUUUAUCUCAUGGCAACUAGCACAAGGCGUGCAAGGCAUUCCGGACAGUACGAUGCAGUACGCAAAUGACAAUGCUUUGCAGCUGGCCAAGUCGCUCAAGGUCGCGCUUCUUGUUCUUGGCUACACUUCUACCGGCCUAUCCUUAUUUGCAGCUCUGGGGCUGCUGUUGCUAGCCCAGCAGAUAAACUCCGAGAACAAGUCAGAGUAGCUGGCUUUUUUUUUUUGAAAUUAUGGAUGCCUUUGUAUGCUCGAAUACGGCAAUGUUCAUAACAUUCUGGCACGUGACACUGGACCGUGCAUGUAUCAAUCUAUUCAAUUUUCUGUACACAAAAAGCAAAUUCAGUUAUUGUGAGUUCGAAUA
Panicum virgatum (switchgrass) is the source of this 1137-nucleotide messenger RNA. RefSeq lists its product as uncharacterized. Lineage: Eukaryota; Viridiplantae; Streptophyta; Magnoliopsida; Poales; Poaceae. The record is from RefSeq and is a predicted model, not a curated record. The coding region runs from base 64 to 984 and encodes 306 amino acids. The transcript is spliced from 9 exons.